Aspergillus sclerotioniger CBS 115572 is the source of this 1920-nucleotide messenger RNA. RefSeq names its product putative phosphoinositide-specific phospholipase C. Gene Ontology annotation, molecular function: phosphatidylinositol-4,5-bisphosphate phospholipase C activity. Bases 1 to 1920 code for a protein of 639 amino acids. The transcript has 4 exons. Gene Ontology annotation, biological process: phosphatidylinositol-mediated signaling; lipid metabolic process. The record is from RefSeq and is a predicted model, not a curated record. NCBI's taxonomy places the organism in Eukaryota, Fungi, Ascomycota, Eurotiomycetes, Eurotiales, Aspergillaceae.
AUGGAGAACCUCACCACUCAAACUAGUCGCAUCACCAUGGACUCUACCCAGUCUAAUGCACCCAAAAUCAACCUUCCUUUUAUGCCAUCCAUGCUCAACUACUUGGAUAAGACCUAUAGUUCGCUGACUACCAUGGCCGGACCCAACUUUCUGACCGACGUUCAACAUGAACCCAAGGGACAGUCAGAUACGGAUCCACUGGCCACUAUAGCUGGGUUCUACGAGUAUAUGGCUAGCCCAGAGGGUUCGGCCAUGCGACCUGCCAGUCCACCAGACCUCUCGGCACCCAUUACGGACUAUUUUAUCUCCACCAGUCACAAUACAUACUUGACUGGUAACCAGCUGUAUAGUGAUUCAAGCUCAAGUGCCUAUACGAAUGUUCUGCUUAGUGGGUGCAGAUCGGUGGAAAUCGAUGUCUGGGAUGGAAAAGCAGAGUCCGACGUACAAACCAGCGAUACAAGCAGUGACUCCUCCAAUGAUGACAAGAAUAUCUGUAAGCCCCGUCGAUCGAAAACAGAACGGUUGAAGAAGGCAACGGAAAGUCAUCGUCAUCUGCGCGCCCUUUCCCAAGAGUUUGGCAAGCUUGAAGGCUUUCUGCAUCAUAAGCCGUCAGUUAGCAAGCAUGACGGCAAGGCAGAUUCCAUCAGUGUGCCUGGACGUCCAGAGCCGCGGGUAUUGCAUGGCCACACACUGACCAAGGAGACAAGCUUCCGGGAAGUCUGCUAUGCCAUUCGGGACAGUGCAUUUGUUACGAGCGAUCUCCCGGUGAUUGUGAGUCUGGAGGUUCAUACCUGCCUGGAGCAGCAGCAGAUCAUGGUGGAGAUUAUGGAGGAAGCAUGGAAUGGAAUGCUGAUCGAGGUGACACCGGAAAUCGAAGCCAGGAUGAGCCCACCCCCCCUCGCCGAUCUGAAGCGGAAGAUCUUGAUCAAGGUGAAGCACGUGGAUUCUGCAGAUGAAAACGAUGACCGCGAGGCAAAAGAAAAGGCGGUUUACUCCGCGCAUAUGCAAGCCUUGAAGAAGCAGCGUACACCGACGGCUCCCGACUUGUCCCCAGAGGCUGUCUCUCCAGCUCCCCACAAACCUUCGAAGAUAUUGCAGGCGCUCAGUAAAUUGGCGGUUUUUACCAAGGGGUUUCACUUUAGUAAUUUUGCACAGCCGGAAGCCAAGGUGCCCAGCCAUGUAUUCUCGCUGUCUGAAAAGGCGGUUCGAGAAGCACAUGCCAGUGACGGAAAUGCCCUGUUUGAGCACAACCGACACUUUUUCAUGCGGGUUUACCCGAACGGGCUACGUGUGGACUCGUCCAACAUGGACCCCAGCUUCUUUUGGCGACGGGGUGCGCAGAUGGUGGCUCUGAACUGGCAGAGUCUUGACAAAGCGAUGAUGCUGAAUGCAGGCAUGUUCGCGGGAGAGCAGGGCUGGGUGCUCAAGCCGCCGGGCUAUCGAAGCAGUGCAUCAGAGCCCGGGAUUAUACCUCCUCGACGACUGGAUCUGACUAUUGAGGUCCUUGCAGGACAGAACAUCCCGCUGCCGCCAGGACACACCAACGAGAAGAAGUUCUAUCCGUAUCUGACAUGUCUGCUGCACGUGGAGACACCGGAUGACAGUUUUGCAGCCGGUGAUGAUGACAGUGAUUCCGAAAAGACCGGGUAUAAGCACACGACGAAGAGCGUCACGGGGGUGAAUCCGGAUUUUGGCGGCGAAAAGCUGCUUUUUCCGACCGUGUCUGGUUUCCUGGACGAGUUGACAUUUGUCCGGUUUAAAAUCAAGGACAAUGAAUGGAUGCGCAAUGCGCUGGCCGCAUGGGCGUGCAUCCGACUGGAUCGGCUGCGGGAGGGUUAUCGAGUGAUUCAUUUGUAUGACGCGACGGGGAAGCCGACGGAGGGGGCUUUGUUGGUGCAUAUUACGAAAGCGUACAGCUGA